AUCUUGGACUGGCCCUCACGAUCGACCCACGAACAAGAGAGUACACAAGGACGAAAAACUCGCUUCCCAUUUCAAUCGUUCUGCUGUCAUCCACCAUGUCCAACGCUGCUGAAGACCGUGAAGAAACUACCCCCAAUGCCGCUGACGAGGCUGGCGACUUGAUUGAUCACAACACCUUCGACCAGCUCCUCGAGAUGGACGACGAGGACGACCGCGAGUUCAGCAGAAGCAUCGUUUGGAACUAUUUCGAGCAGGCAGACACCACAUUUGUCGAGAUGGAGACAGCACUGUCAGAGAAGGAUCUUGAUCAACUUUCUUCAUUGGGUCAUUUCCUGAAAGGAUCUUCCGCCGCUCUCGGGUUGACAAAAGUGAAGGCAUCUUGUGAGCGUAUCCAGCAUUUCGGAGCAAAGAAGGACGAGUCGGGGACUGAGCCCAUUGAUGAGGAGACCGCGAUGAAGAGGAUUGAGGAGAUUCUACCAGUGGUGAAGCAGGAAUACGCCGAAGCUGAAAAGUACUUGAGGAAGUUUUACGGAGACGAUGCAUGAGUUGGUGCGUGUUUGCAUGUUACGAUACGUGGUGCGAUGGGGGAAGUGCGUGGAAGUAUGAUAAAGUGA
This is a messenger RNA of Saitoella complicata NRRL Y-17804, 614 nucleotides long. Its product is annotated as putative histidine phosphotransferase HPT1p. The transcript has 2 exons. Gene Ontology annotation, molecular function: histidine phosphotransfer kinase activity; protein histidine kinase binding. The record is from RefSeq and is a predicted model, not a curated record. Gene Ontology annotation, cellular component: nucleus; cytoplasm. Gene Ontology annotation, biological process: phosphorelay signal transduction system; phosphorylation. Lineage: Eukaryota; Fungi; Ascomycota; Saitoellomycetes; Saitoellales; Saitoellaceae. The coding region runs from base 96 to 545 and encodes 149 amino acids.